AUGGACAAAGCUAAGAGGACUGAAGAGAAUAAUGCCAACAAGCUAAAUGUUUGGCGUGCAAAGAUGUCUCUUAAAGUUAAAGAACUUGGAACUGAUCACAAGGACUGGUUGGAAAAAAAUUACUUACUAGUCCAAAAAAUAAAUGCAGCAAAAGAAUCAGUAAGCUGUUUAUUAACUGAAGUGAUUAAAAUGGAAAACCGAGUAGAACAGCUAGAGUCAAAUCAAUGCCAAUCCUUUGACACUGAAGAGGAGGAGGAGGAGGCAAGCGAUCAGAAGUUUUACAAGGAUAUGACUGUGAUGAAUAGAGAGAUGAAGAAAUACCAAUUGAGACAAGAAGAGGAGACAGAGGCUGAAAUGAUUAAAAUGAGGGUUAUUAAAGCUAUGAAGCCACCGUCUCCUCCAAAGCCAUGUUUAGAGACAAAUACUUCAUCUCGCUCUACUAACUGGAAACGUGUACUACGGACUUUUCUGAUUUUUUAUGUCUUCACCAUCUUUGUUUUUUCAUGUUAUGUGCUUCUUAUUGACCCUACAUUUAUCUUCGACACCAUGAUCCCUAUGAUUUUUGGACGCCAAACAAUGUGGGACCUAAAAGCACUCAUUUCUCCCUUUCUGGUUUUGAAAGUGGAUGAGUUGUUGCCUACUUAA
Molecule: messenger RNA, 645 nt
Organism: Dromiciops gliroides (monito del monte)
Lineage: Eukaryota; Metazoa; Chordata; Mammalia; Microbiotheria; Microbiotheriidae
Gene: SMCO2
Product: single-pass membrane protein with coiled-coil domains 2
Exons: 5
Coding region: 1-645 (214 amino acids)
Source: RefSeq, a predicted model, not a curated record